UGAGAAAAGAAUGCGUCUAUUUAAAGACGUUUGGAUUCUCUGUUUGUAUGGGAUCUGAGCUCUGAUGACUCUUUCAGUGAACAAUUGAACAAGUGAUAAAUAGAAAUGCGGAGGCAGCGGCUCCAACAGUGGCAGAAAUCAGCAGAGGGAGAGAUUUCUAAAGAGGACGAAGAAUAUAAGCUGGAUCCCAAAAUCUCGGAAGGUUAUAACCCCAGCGUUCCGCUGCACAGAUUAGAUGUUAAGCAGAUGCUGAUUGUUAAAGAAGAAGCUCCGGCAGACCACAGACAUUGUGCUGACCACCAUGACCCAAAGCUCCACCACAUUAAGGAGGAACAGGAGGAGGUCUGUGUCAGCUUUAAGGAAGAGCAGCUCAGUGAGAAGGAAGAGAUCAAUCCUGUCAGGUUUCCAGUCACUGCUACUCAAAUAAACAGCGGGAAUGAUGAACAGUCCCCUCUGCUCUCCCAGUUUUAUCCUGACUUUUUCAAAGGCAAGAUACAAGAAGGUGAAGAUGGUUCUAUUUACUUAAAGACUGAAGACCCUGCAAAGGAAGAAAAGGAAGAGAAUAUAAAACAUCCCAUCUCAGAGCUGCAACACUUGACAGACACUAGUCUGAAAACUAACAACAUGGACGAUGACUGGGAGGAGAGUAAAGCUCCUGAGUCAGACGGAAACCUCGGAAACAAACCAUUUAGAUCUUUUGAGAUUGCUGAACAAUUGGUUCAACAUGGUUUUAAUCAAAAAUACACAAUCAACUCAGAUAUAGGGUCUUCCAGCUCAUUGGGAAAUAAAUGUUUUACAGAUAAGAGAAAUGUCGACUCGGGAAGGGAAGUCCAGACAGAUAAGAAGUUUACCUGUGAAGACUGUGGUAAAAUGUUUAGUAUAAAGAGCAAUUUUAAUAGACACAAGAUGAUCCACACAGGGCUGAAACCUUUUUGUUGUGAUCUAUGUGGACAUAGCUUUAGCCUUAAAGGAAAUUUAAAAGCACACAUGAGAGUUCACACAGGACAGAAACCUUACUGCUGUGAUAUAUGUGGACAAAGGUUUAGCCAAAAAUCUAAUUUAAACACACACCUUAUAGUACACACAGGAAACAAACCUUUCUAUUGUGAUCACUGUGGACAAAGCUUUAGCCUUAAAAGGAAUUUUAACAUACACAUGAGAAUCCACACGGGGCUGAAACCUUACCAUUGUGAUCUAUGUGGACAGAGAUUUAGGGAUAAAGGAGAUUUGAACGCACAUAUAAGAAUCCACACAGGACAGAAACCAUACUUUUGUGAUCUAUGUGGGCAAAGGUUUAGUCAAAAAGAGAAUUUUAAGAAACACUCAAGAAUCCACACAGGACAGAAACCUUUCUGCUGCGACGUAUGUGGUAAAAAAUUCAACAGAAAAGAAAAUUUAAAGACGCAUUUAAGAAUCCACACAGACGAGAAACACUUCUGUUGUGAUCAAUGUGGACAACGAUUUAGACGAAAAGAGCAUCUAAACAUGCACUUGAGAAUUCAUAAAGGAGAGAAACCUUUCUGUUGUGACCUGUGUGAACAAAGAUUUACCCGAAAAGCAACUCUAAACAAACACAUGAAAACCCACACCAAUCAACAGCUGGCUAAAGUUUGAAAACUCAAACUAUGACGCUGCAGUUAGCUGUGAAAUAUUACUGUUGACAUGACAGCAGUUGUUCGUGAUCAGUGCGGCAUAUGCUGUGCUAUAAGCCCUUUUCACACUACCCUUUUGAAACUGAGCUGAGAACGGUCUGACAGUAACCAACUAACUAACUGAUGAGUGUAAAUAGAACAUAAUUGAACUGGACCGUGCAAGACACAACUGAACCGCUCUACAUAUAGUACUAGUUCAAUUGUAGGGCUCUGCACGAUUCAAUUGUGGCUCAGUUCUCUGAAACCAAGCAGCGCAUGUGUGCAUCAUCUCUUAUUUACAGUCAGCUGACUCAUUUCGCUGGUUUUCAGGCGUGUCCGGCUUUAUAAAUCACAGAUCUCUCCACCUGUUAACAAAUGAACUUCUUCUCCGCCUAUUAACAAUAAAUUACAUCAAAAGAGCGUGGUGGGACCUGGGAUGAUGCCGAGACUGAGGCUCUCAUUGAAAUUUGGGCAGAGAACGCUAUCCAGGCACAUAAGUUCCUAAAUGUUAUGGGCGCCACAAUUUUUUGGGGGGGUAAUUCCUGCCUUGAGAGCUGUAGUAUGGAUGACUGCCGAUAGGAGGCAAGGAACGGAGCUAGCAUGAUGUGUAAAUGGUCAUAAGGAACCAAGCUCGGCACAGUUAACUGAUCCAAGCUCAGUCCGAACUCGGCAUGGAUCCGUUUCAGAGGGGUAGUGUAAAUGGGGCAAUAGAGAAUGAGAUUUUUUUUCAGGACUCCCACAUGAUGGAAGUUAACUAAGGAUCAUGGGAUUAGGACAGUAUAGGAUUACCAAAUUGCCGGAAACCUUAAAGGCCAAAUAAAGGUACUUCUCAAUUUUAUCAAAUGUAAUAGUAAUUGAAACCCUGUAUUGGUGUAUACUCAUGUAAUAUCUUGGCUUUUUAGCAUUGGCAAAUUGAUCGUUGUUUAAGUCACAUCAUGGCAUAAUGCGAAUACCUCAAAUUGGUAAGCACACAGGUCAUGGCAGAAGUGGUAUCUAAAUAAUACUGGCCUUAAGGAAAGAGCUAGGGCGUAAAGACACAGCGUACCACACAGAGUUAAACAAAAAUAUAUGCGUUUUAGUUUUAUAAUGGAGAGCUUUAGCCAUUCAUUACUUAUGUGUAACUUGUUUUUUCGUAGUUUUUUCCCCUAUGGCUAAAGCCCUAAUUUUACAGGCAUCAUUCCUGUAUGUUUCCAUCAUGUAAUGAUAUCCAUAAGGCUGAAGGCUGUCUGGAUUUAGCACAGCAUGCUGGAGUUCCUCUCCUAUCUUAGAUAAGAUCAGGAGGUAGGAGCUACAGUUUAGGGUAUUCUCCUUUUCGGGUCCCGAACUGACACUUUUCUAUUGGAGGAAAAAACAAACUGAAUAUCUCAACUUUGUACUAUUUAAUUUCAUAAUAUUGCUGAUUUUCAAUAUCUGCCAUAGUGCUCUUCCUUUACACCUUGCAUGUGUUUAUUUCAAAUAAUAUAUUCCUGCAUCUAUUUAUGUAAACUGUAUGUUUUUAAGUGUUGAGAACCUUGUCACCCAAAUAAAUUCCUUUUUAUGUGUUACA
This is a messenger RNA of Cyprinodon tularosa, 3177 nucleotides long. RefSeq names its product gastrula zinc finger protein XlCGF57.1-like. Bases 106 to 1614 code for a protein of 502 amino acids. The transcript has 2 exons. Gene Ontology annotation, biological process: regulation of DNA-templated transcription. The record is from RefSeq and is a predicted model, not a curated record. Gene Ontology annotation, molecular function: RNA polymerase II cis-regulatory region sequence-specific DNA binding; DNA-binding transcription factor activity, RNA polymerase II-specific. Lineage: Eukaryota; Metazoa; Chordata; Actinopteri; Cyprinodontiformes; Cyprinodontidae.